Populus nigra (black poplar) is the source of this 1204-nucleotide messenger RNA. Its product is annotated as ethylene-responsive transcription factor ERF039-like. Bases 127 to 882 code for a protein of 251 amino acids. The transcript has a single exon. Lineage: Eukaryota; Viridiplantae; Streptophyta; Magnoliopsida; Malpighiales; Salicaceae. The record is from RefSeq and is a predicted model, not a curated record. Gene Ontology annotation, molecular function: DNA-binding transcription factor activity; DNA binding. Gene Ontology annotation, biological process: regulation of DNA-templated transcription.
AUUUUUGCUUUUCUUUAUAUAUCUUCAUUGUAAUGACUUAAAAUACUGCAAUUAAUGACCGAUAAUCCCUUGUUUCAAGCUCUUUCCAUCACACACAUCUAACUUCUUUCCUACUUUCUCUUUCUCAUGGAAACGUCACUAGAUAUACAAUGUGAUGCUCAAACUAGCACCUUUUCCUCUUCUUCAAUCACCUCUUCCUUCUCUUCCUUCCCUUCUCCAAUGAAGAAUUCCAGAAAACAAGAUCAGUCUCAAGACAGCUCUAAGCGAAACCAAGACCCAAAAAACAAUAAUGAAAGUAACAAGAAGGCUAAGAGUGGUGGAAAUGCUGGGAGGCACCCAUCCUACCGCGGAGUAAGAAUGCGUCAAUGGGGCAAAUGGGUGUCCGAAAUCCGGCAACCAAAGAAGAAGUCAAGAAUUUGGCUAGGAACUUUCGCAACACCGGAAAUGGCGGCUCGAGCUCACGAUGUAGCUGCCCUUACAAUUAAAGGUCAUUCAGCUCACCUUAAUUUCCCUGAACUCGCUCAUGAAUUUCCACGUCCAGCUAGUUCAUCUCCCAAAGAUAUUCAAGCUGCCGCUGCCCUAGCAGCUACCUUGAGCUGCAAGACAAGUCAAAAGGGCCGUGAAACCGAAGCUGAAGACGAGCUGAUGCUUCCUCACUCCCCGGAUAGUACUCUGGCAUCUAAUGAGACACAGGAGUAUUCAUUAAGCUCACCAUUAAGAGAUGAUGGUGAUGACACAUUCAUCGAUUUGCCGGAUAUUUUGCAAGACCAUCAGUUUGAUGAGUUUUGUUACUUGUCAUCAUGGCAGCUGGUUGGACCCGAGACUUCUGAUAUCGGAUAUUGGCAUCACGAGGAGCCUUCUGGGAAUAUACCAUUCAAGUAGAAACAUCUAUUAAAUCUACAAGCCGGCGGCACCGUGCUUAAUUUCUGCAGAGGACAGAGACAGAAAAGUCAGUAAGUCCAGGAAUGAAUAUAUAUAUAUAUAUAUAUAAAACCUGAUUACUGCAGCUUGGAUUUUCAUGAAUUGACCAUUAGGUGUACAUAUAGCAGUGCCUUAUUCCCUUUCGAUCUACAUGAACCUUACCUCGUACAGAUAUUGGAUAAAUGGCAAAGUUUAAUUAUGAGUAUAUAUAAUAAAUCGUGGUCUUGAAUCCCAUUUGUAUGACCCGAAUGCUUAUGUUUAUGCCAUUUUUCCUUUUCUGAUC